Ipomoea nil (Japanese morning glory) is the source of this 2205-nucleotide messenger RNA. Its product is annotated as actin-related protein 6. Gene Ontology annotation, molecular function: nucleosome binding. Lineage: Eukaryota; Viridiplantae; Streptophyta; Magnoliopsida; Solanales; Convolvulaceae. Gene Ontology annotation, cellular component: Swr1 complex. Bases 354 to 1667 code for a protein of 437 amino acids. The record is from RefSeq and is a predicted model, not a curated record. The transcript has 9 exons.
CCUUAAUUCCUUACCCAGAAACAUUUCAACUUCAGACCAAAAUCAAAAACCCUAACCCUCCACUCUCACACCACCGUGACAGCGACGACAGCUUUCCUUUCCGCUCCUCUCUUCUUCGACGGCGUUUGGCAGCGUCCUUUCCUUUCAUCUUCUCUCAUCUCUUCUUUGACGGCGGUAGCUUUGCUCUCGUAUCAAUGGCGGCAGCUUUGUUCUCGUAACGACAGCGUCGGCGUUGUUCUACGGCGGCUCGUUGACCGCUUUUCGGCGCGGUGACUGGAUGGCGUUUCCCUCGGCCACAAGCUUUGUUAGUCUGGCCAAUUGACGGUGAAUCGACGGCACGAUAAAGAGCGGUCAUGUCGAACGUGGUGGUUGUAGACAAUGGUGGUGGCCUAAUCAAGGCAGGAAUUGGUGGCGAGAGAGACCCUGCUGCUGUAGUUCCUAACUGCAUGGGCCGCCCACUUUCAUCGAAGAAGUGGCUCAUCGCAGACCAACUCCUUGGCCCAGAUGCUGAUCUCACCUCGGCCACUGCCCGCCGUCCAAUUGACCGUGGCCAUGUAAUUAACCCUGACCUCCAAUCCUCAAUCUGGUCCCACAUCUUCACCACCCUCAAAGUCACCCCCUCACAAUCUUCCCUCCUCCUCACUGAACCCCUAUUCACCCUUCCAUCUAUCCAACGCUCCAUAGAUGAAAUUAUCUUUGAAGAGUUCAACUUCCGGGGACUAUUCGUGGCAGAUUCUCCUUCUUUGGUCCAUCUCUAUGAGGCUUCCCGUAGACCCUAUGGGCUUGUUUCGAAGGCCCAAUGUAGCCUCGUUGUGGACUCUGGGUUCUCCUUCACCCAUGCUGCUCCAGUUUUCCAGAACUUCACUCUCAACUAUGGGGUUAAAAGGUUGGAUCUUGGGGGAAAGGCUCUGAGUAAUUACUUGAAGGAGCUGGUGAGUUAUAGAAGUGUGAAUCUCAUGGAUGAAAGCUUUCUUAUGGAUGAUGUUAAAGAGAAGCUCUGCUUUGUUUCUUUGAAUGUUGCCAGAGAUUUGCAAAUUGCUAGGAAGCCAGGCAGGGAUAAUUUGUUCAGAUGCACGUAUGUACUCCCUGAUGGUGUUACAUAUACAAAGGGUUUUGUAAAAGAACCAGAGGAAGCAAAAAGAUAUAUGAGUCUCUAUGAUCCAAGUCCACUUCAAGCAACAGAAACCCAAAAUAGUGUGGAACAUGGAAAGAAUAAUGAUGACCCUGAUAAUCGAAAAAGGAUUGAUGUGUCAAAAGUUGACUUGACAAAAAAUGAAUUUAGCUUGACAAAUGAGCGAUUCCUUGUCCCUGAGAUGAUUUUCCGUCCAGCAGACUUGGGAAUGAACCAGACUGGACUUGCAGAGUGCAUUGUUCGAGCUGUCAAUUCCUGUCAUUCUUAUCUUCACCCUGUGCUCUAUGAGAGCAUCAUUUUGACCGGUGGAAGUACACUAUUUCCUCGGUUUGCUGAAAGACUAGAAAAUGACCUUCGCCCUCUUGUCCCUGAUAAAUAUCGUGUGAAGAUUACAACACAAGAAGAUCCUAUACUUGGUGUAUGGCGUGGUGGAUCACUUUUGGCAUCAAGUCCUGAUUUUGAAACGAUGUGUGUAACCAAGGCUGAGUAUGAAGAACUCGGAUCCGCACGCUGUCGUCAGAGAUUCUUCCACUAGAUUGCGUUUAUUACUUGAAAAUACUAGUUUGAGGUGGUUGCCCUAUCUACCAUCUGGUCUACUGAAAUUUCCUGAGCGGUGAAGGUGAAAUUUGGUCUACAAAUAUAUCACCAAUGCCCAACCACACAGAGAGGAGUGUUCAGUGGUCAAAGUACUCCCGUGCAAAAAUUGCUUAGCUCAGUCUCUCUGAUGCUUUGGUAAUGUAUUCAAUCUCUCGGAUGCUUUGGUAAUGUACCGAGUCAGAAAGGAGCCAAGGAGACGAUGGCCCUUUGGGGGGUGUGUUGACAAAAGCUCAAAUGUUUAAUGGUUAGCAAUAGGGCUGUUAGUAACUUUUAUAGUUGCAUAAUUGCUCCAGUAAUCAGAUUGUGAGUUGUGUGAAUAGGGCUGGAGUGGUUUGUAUAGUCAUACUUUGGAAGAGAUCAUUUGCCCUUUUUUCAUCUGUACAGGUACACUUGCUGGAGACUCUUAUUGCCUCCGGAUCCCAAAUUGGGAAUGUUUUAAAAGGAAAAACUACUUUGAGAGUUUGAGGACUUUUAAA